AUGGAGAAGUGGGUGGUUUUGGUGAUGCUGCUGGUGUCAUGGAAAAUGAAGGGAGGUUCUGGUGCCAAAACUGAGGUAAGAUACGAUGGAAGGUCUCUCAUCAUUGAUGGCCAGAGAAAAAUUCUCUUCUCUGGUUCAAUUCAUUAUCCUCGCAGCACUCCUCAGGAGUAUGAGGUAACAGGCAUUGAUCAAGGACUUAUGUGGCCAGAUUUGAUAGCGAAAGCAAAGGAAGGAGGAGUGGACGUGAUUCAGACCUAUGUGUUUUGGAAUCUACACGAGCCUCAACCAGGAAAAUGCAUAGAACAGUAUGAUUUCAGUGGGAGAUAUGACCUGGUGGGAUUCAUAAAGGAAAUUGAAGCUCAAGGGAUGUAUGUUUGCCUCAGGAUUGGACCUUUCAUAGAGAGUGAAUGGACAUAUGGGGGUUUCCCUUUCUGGUUACAUGAUAUCCCUGACAUUGUCUACCGAACGGAUAAUGAGCCAUUCAAGUUCUACAUGCAAAAUUUUACCACAAAAAUUGUGAACAUGAUGAAAGCAGAGGGGUUAUAUGCUUCCCAAGGAGGUCCAAUCAUACUGUCACAGAUUGAAAAUGAAUACCAAAACAUCCAAAAGGCAUUUGGCGCAGCAGGAUCGCAGUAUGUUCAAUGGGCUGCAAAAAUGGCAGUUGACCUUAACACUGGUGUUCCAUGGAUUAUGUGCAAACAAACUGAUGCUCCCGAUCCUGUGGUUGUUAGGCUAAUUCUGCCACAUAUUGUUAAUGUGAAUGAUGUAUAUGGUGGACUGCCAUACAUAAGGUCUGCUGAAGAUAUAGCAUUUCAUGUCACCCUUUUUAUUGCAAGAAAUGGAAGCUAUGUGAACUAUUAUAUGUACCAUGGAGGGACCAACUUUGGGAGAACAGGCUCUGCUUAUGUUAUAACAGCAUAUUAUGAUCAAGCCCCACUUGAUGAAUAUGGUUUGCUCAGGCAACCCAAGUGGGGACAUCUCAAGCAAUUACAUGCUGUAAUAAAGUCAUGCUCUACCACUCUACUACAAGGAGUGCAGAGGAACUUCUCUUUAGGUCAACUACAGGAAGGUUAUGUCUUUGAAGAAGAUAAAGGGGAAUGUGUUGCAUUCCUUAUAAACAAUGAUAGAGAAAAUAAGGUUGCUGUGCAAUUCCGCAACAGAUCAUACGAAUUGCUCCCCAAGUCCAUAAGCAUCUUACCAGAUUGUGAAAAUGUAAAUACCACAAGCAACAGAAGGAUCGUAAGUCCUAAACAAAACUUCAGCUCGGUGGAUGUUUGGAAGCAAUUCCAAGAUGUCAUUCCAAACUUCGAUCAUACCUCACUAAAAUCAGAUUCAUUGCUUGAGCAAAUGAACACAACCAAAGACGAAUCGGAUUACCUUUGGUAUAUUCUUAGCAAACCAACACUUAGUGUUCAGUCUGCUGCUCAUGUUGCCCAUGCUUUUGAUUCAGGGGCAUUUCUUGAAAGAAGGUUCGCUGGUUUAAUCAGUGUGCAACUUCAGUGCAGCGAAGAAGAGUCUCUUAAUUUGACCAAUUCUUUGUGGGGUUAUCAGGUUGGAUUACAGGGGGAGCAAGUACAAGUAUAUAACGGACAAAAUAGCAGUGAUAUUGAAUGGAGUCAACUGGGGAAUACUAUGGAACAAACGCUCAUUUGGUACAAGACUACAUUUGACACACCAGAGGGAGAUGGCCCUGUUGUCUUGGACCUUAGUUCAAUGGGAAAAGGUGAGGCUUGGGUAAAUGGACAAAGCAUUGGUCGUUAUUGGAUCUUGUUUCACGAUUCCAAAGGCCACCCUUCACAGUCACUGUAUCAUGUGCCUCGGUCUUUCCUUAAGGACUCUGGAAACGUUUUGGUUUUGGUGGAGGAAGGUGGUGGGAACCCUCUUGGUAUCUCCUUGGACACUAUGAACAUGGUUUGGAAAACAGUGGUCAGGGUGUUGAGCAACACAGAUAUGGUGGAUCCAUUCACAGUGGUCUCGUGUGGCAAUGUGAGCUACGAUGGUCGCUCCCUCAUCAUCGAUGGCCAACGCAAGCUUCUUAUCUCUGCUUCCAUUCAUUACCCUCGAAGCGUUCCCGCGAUGUGGCCUGGUCUUGUUCAAACAGCGAAGGAAGGAGGGGUAGAUGUCAUUGAAACCUACGUUUUCUGGAACGGUCAUGAGCUUUCUCCAGGCAAUUAUUACUUUGGAGGAAGGUUUGAUCUGGUCAAGUUUGCGAAGACUGUUCAGCAGGCCGGGAUGUAUUUGAUUCUUCGAAUAGGCCCAUUUGUUGCUGCAGAAUGGAAUUUUGGUGGUGUGCCGGUGUGGCUGCAUUAUGUUCCAGGCACAGUAUUCCGGACUUACAAUCAGCCUUUUAUGGAUGAUCAUUAUGGAUUUGCAUACGAACCACUAUUUUUGGUAGCAUUCCUUCAAUGUGCUAGUCUACCUUGUCCUCUAAACAUAUCUGAACCAAUGACUCCAUUUUGCGUCUUCAAAAUUUUGCAGAUAGAAAACGAAUAUGGAUCCUACGAAAACUUUUAUAAAGAGGAUGGUAAGAAAUAUGCCUUGUGGGCUGCAAAGAUGGCUGUCUCUCAAAAUAUAGGUGUCCCUUGGAUAAUGUGCCAACAAUGGGAUGCUCCAGAUCCUGUGAUGAUAACCAGGCUAUUCACGACUCUUUUGCAGAUUGAUACAUGCAAUUCAUUCUACUGUGACCAAUUUAAACCUACUUCUCCAAAUAGGCCCAAAAUUUGGACCGAGAAUUGGCCUGGAUGGAUAGAGGAGUUAAAACUUUUGCAAAAGUUUAAGACUUUCGGGGGCAGAGAUCCUCACCGGCCAGCAGAAGAUGUUGCAUUUUCUGUUGCUCGUUUCUUCCAGAAAGGUGGAAGUGUACACAAUUACUACAUGUAUCAUGGAGGAACAAAUUUUGGGCGAACAGCUGGUGGUCCAUUCAUUACUACAAGUUAUGACUAUGAUGCCCCAAUAGAUGAGUAUGGGUUACCUAGACUUCCAAAAUGGGGACAUCUUAAGGAACUUCAUAGAGCUAUCAAAUUAUGUGAGCAUGUACUGCUUAAUCGGAAAAAUGUUAAUGUCCCCCUUGGUCCUUCUGUGGAGGCUGAUGUCUAUACUGACUCAUCAGGAGCAUGUGCUGCCUUUAUUUCUAAUGUUGAUGAUAAAAAUGAUAGAACAGUGGAAUUUCGAAAUACAUCAUAUCACUUGCCAGCUUGGUCAGUUAGCAUUCUUCCUGAUUGCAAGAAUGUAGUGUACAACACAGCGAAGGUUACUUCCCAGACAAAUGUAGUUGCAAUGACUCCUGGAAGUUUGCGGCAAUCGGAUAAAGGUUUAAAAUAUUUGAAAUGGGAGAUUGUGAAGGAGAAGCCAGGAAUUUGGGGGACAGCAGACUUUGUCAAAAAGGGUUUUGUCGAUCUCAUCAAUACUACCAAAGAUACCACUGACUACCUAUGGCAUACAACAAGUAUAUUUGUUGGCGAACACGAAGAGUUUUUGACAAACGGAAGCAAACCGGUUCUUCUAAUUGAAUCUACUGGUCAUGCUCUCCAUGCUUUUGUGAAUCAGGAAUAUCAAGGUACUGGUACUGGAAAUGGUACACAUUCACCAUUCACUUUUAAGAAUCCCAUCUCCCUCCGAGCAGGGAAAAAUGAAAUUGCUUUGUUGUGCUUGACAGUUGGCUUACAGACUGCUGGACCAUUUUAUGACUUUGUGGGGGCGGGACUUACAAGUGUGAAGAUUAAGGGACUGAACAAUGGGACAAUAGACUUGUCUUCUUAUGCCUGGACUUACAAGAUUGGAGUGCAAGGAGAACAUCUAAAGCUAUACCAGGGAGAUGGGUUGAAUAAUGCGAACUGGACAUCUACUUCAGAACCACCAAAAAUGCAGCCAUUGACAUGGUACAAGGCUAUCGUGGAUGCUCCACCUGGGGAUGAACCAGUUGGAUUGGAUAUGUUACAUAUGGGCAAAGGUCUAGCCUGGUUAAAUGGAGAGGAAAUAGGAAGAUAUUGGCCUAGGAGAAGUGAAUUCAAGAGUGAAGACUGUGUGAAAGAAUGCGAUUACAGAGGCAAAUUUAAUCCCGACAAAUGUGACACUGGUUGUGGAGAACCUACGCAGAGAUGGUACCAUGUUCCACGAUCUUGGUUCAAGCCAUCAGGAAAUAUUCUUGUUCUUUUUGAGGAGAAAGGUGGAGAUCCAAAUAUGAUUAGGUUUGUGAGACGUAAAAUAUCUGGAGCGUGUGCCCUUGUUGCUGAGGAUUACCCCUCAGUCGGACUCCUUUCUCAGGAUGAAGAUAAAACACAGAAUAACAAAAACAUUCCUUUUGCUCGAUUGACGUGCCCCAGUAACACUCAUAUAUCUGCUGUGAAGUUUGCAAGCUUUGGAACUCCUUCUGGAUCAUGUGGAUCUUAUCUCAAGGGAGAUUGCCAUGAUCCCAAUUCUAGCAUAGUUGUUGAGAAGGCGUGCCUAAACAAAAACGACUGUGUCAUAAAAUUAACUGAAGAGAAUUUCAAAACCAACUUGUGUCCUGGUUUAUCAAGGAAACUUGCUGUGGAAGCGGUUUGUAGUUGA
Molecule: messenger RNA, 4548 nt
Organism: Sphenostylis stenocarpa
Lineage: Eukaryota; Viridiplantae; Streptophyta; Magnoliopsida; Fabales; Fabaceae
Source: the annotation of a GenBank genome assembly